Molecule: messenger RNA, 2300 nt
Organism: Protobothrops mucrosquamatus (brown spotted pit viper)
Lineage: Eukaryota; Metazoa; Chordata; Lepidosauria; Squamata; Viperidae
Gene: CFP
Product: complement factor properdin
Exons: 10
Coding region: 25-1413 (462 amino acids)
Source: RefSeq, a predicted model, not a curated record
UGCUUCUUCCUGGAGUGAGAACUCAUGAUGGGGACUCUGGGGUGGAAGAGGCUGCAGUUCCUCGUGAUAGUAUGCUGGUUUUUUGUGAGCCUGGAAGUUCCUACAGAGGCUCAGAAUAUUCUGUGCUACAAAAUCUUUGACGAAACCUCAGGGACCUGCAGGAACCUAUUGGGAGGUGGAAUUUUUCAGGAAGACUGCUGUCUAAACCAUCAAUAUGGUUUCCAGGCGGCUCCACAUGAGCCCUGCCAGUCCUGCCGUGAAGCUAGGUGGAAUGAAUGGAGCUCGUGGAGUGCGUGCUCUGUCUCCUGCACUGAAGGUGUGCAGCGACGCAGUCGGGUGUGUUAUGGCUCCCGUGCAGGGACAUGUCCGAGGGAUACACGUGAAAGGGAAAUGAAAUCCUGCCUCCUGAAAGAGUGUUGUCCCGUGAUGGGUGCAUGGACAGAAUGGAGCGCCUGGCAACCUUGCUCAGUGACCUGUCUAACUGGGACCCAGAUAAGGGAACGAACUUGCACCAAUCCAGCCCCUAUCUGUGGAGGCACCUGCUCAGGAGUCAGCAAAGAAACUAAGAGAUGUGAUACCCAGCAGAUUUGCCCAACUCACGGAAACUGGGGCAACUGGGGACCUUGGCAGCACUGCUCCCAUACUUGCACUAUAGAAGGCUCAGCUGCAAAGCCUCAACAACUACGAUUCCGCUUGUGUAACAACCCUCCACCUUCUAUCAAUCCUCGGGGCAAGGCAUGUCCAGGAGGAAGCCAGGAGUCCCAAAGCUGCACAGGACUGCCCUUCUGUCCACGGGAUGGCAACUGGGGCAGCUGGAAACCAUUCAAACCCUGCAGUGUGAUCUGUGGGGUCGGCCAAACGGAGCAGAAGCGUCUGUGUGAUAACCCUGCACCGAAGUACGGAGGGCAGAAUUGCCUUGGGGAGGACAUACGUAAGCAACCCUGCACUGUCAGGGUGCCCUGCCCAGUGGAUGGUUAUUGGAAGGAAUGGACUCCUUGGAAGCCGUGUAACUUUCAUGACAUUGAUAUUGACUGUAAGGACAUUGCUGGCUCUCAGAUAAGAACUAGGACCUGUACUGGACGGCACCAUGAGGGCAAGCGUUGUGGGGGAUUAUUCAGCGAAUCCAGGGCCUGCUACAAUUUCGAAGGAUGCAGGUUGCCGGGAGCCUGGACAGCUUGGAGUCCUUGGGGUCUCUGUGAGCCAGCCUGUGGACCUGAACCUAAAAGAUCUCGCAAGAGAGUCUGCGCGCCCAUCUACCCUGAUUAUUCGAAGGUGGUGACAGGAGAGAACGGGAAGCAGUACAACGCAACGUUUACGGGAAACCCAAAUCCUCAAUGUAAGCAACUGGAAGGACAAGACUUGGAAGUGGUGGAAGAAACACGGUGCCAAAAUGUGCCUCCUUGUGAAGAUUGAUUCUACAGAACUGGAGGCUAUAAAUUGUCCUGGAAAUUCCUGCAAACCACAAUAUAUGCAGCUGUGAGAAAUGCUGACUGUGCUUCCUAUGAUUUUUGAACCCAUCAUCUGCUGCUUUUUUAAUGAUUAAAUAAUCAUAGGGUAAUACAUUACAUUGGACUUUUGUCUCUUCUAUACACAGUAAAGAAGAAAAAAUGCACAUGUUCUGUGUUAUGUUCCGUUUCAAAUAUAAGGCAAACUCAAUUUUAAAUAUUUUUUAGCAUGGCAUCUAUAUUUACAGUUUAAGGUGUACAGUUCAGUGUGUGUUAAGCCAAUGAUCUCUCAUUUAAGAGUUCCACAAGAGUUAAAGAUAUACUUUAGCAAAGGAAUCAACUUGGCACCAGAAUGUUUUACUUGUAGAUACAAUGAAAAAAGCAAUGAACAUAUAGAUGUGCUGAAAAAUAGGCUAGUCAGUUUGCUUUAAAGCCAUAAACAUUUGUAAAACAAAAAAUCUAUUUUAGAGAUUUCAUUAUUAAAUUAAUGGCAUUGUCAGCUACUACCUCAUGCUUGCUUGUGCUUUGCUGCUAUGCAGUAACAGACUGCCAUAAACUGUGGGGAGAGAGAACGAAGGGGAAAAUGCUUGGGGAAACAAAAGUAAGUGCUGCAUCUCCUUGAGAUGCUGCCUCAAGGUCAUCCAACUGGAAGGAAAGAGCCGCAUACUAAACUGCACUUGGACUGUUACAAAAACAUCUUGCCUGAACCUGAUUGGUGAUACUGGGGUGGGCAAUGAGAGAUAGUUAAGGGAGAGAAAAGUAGAACUUAGGGACUUUGGCAUGUGAUUCUCAGUUCUGGCUUUGCACUACUGCAACAUACUUGGCCUGUAAUAAAACUAUAUCUUUCUCAACAAA